AUGUCAUCCAUAACACGACCAGUUGUUGCCAUCGCCGGAGCCACCGGGCAUCUAGGCAAGCACGUCACAACAGCCUUCCUCUCCUCCACCUUCCAAGACAAAUUCUCCGAGAUAAUACUCCUCUCAAGAAAUGAAUCAUGUCUCUUCCAACCUUCUUCCUCCCAAUCUGGCGUAAAACUCACAGCUCGUCGCUACAACGAGAACAACCUCGAAGAAACGCUACAAGGCAUACAAAUCCUCGUAAACGCAAUCGGGCCCACAGGGCACGAUUUCAAAACAAAGAUCGCAGCCGCCCUCCCCCGAACUGACAUCCAAGUCUACUUCCCCUCCGAGUUCGGCGUCGACCACUACGGCCACAACUUCGUCCACCUAGAGUGGCACGAGAAGAAGAAGCAUCUGGCAAACGCGCAGCCAGUCGUCACGCACAUGAAGAUUUGCCGCGUAUUCUGCGGCCUGUUCUUGGAAGACAGUAUCGGGCCAUGGUUCGGUCUCGACACUCAGAACGGGAAGUAUACUAGUGUUGGGUCGUUCCGCACACGGGUGUCUUUUACCUCUCUUGGCGAUGUCGGCAGGACGGUUGCCUCAUUGGCAACUAUGCCGGUAGAGAAAAUCCCUAAUAUUGUUCAUGUUGGCGGUGACUCGCGCUCGGUUGCAGAGAUCGCGGGCAUUAUGGAGUCUGCUGGUGCGGGACGUAUUGAUAUUGACUGCCUCCCAUAUGAGGAAUAUAAGACGAAGACUAUUGCUAAGCCUUCAUGGGAUCCGGCUCCCUAUAUGUGGUUCUUGAUGGGUGAUGGAAGUAUUGCUCAUAUUCCUGGUUGUCUUGGGAACGAUAAUGAUCUUGUUAACCCUGAUCAGAAACUAUGGAAAUGGAAAACUGUAGAGGAUUUGGCGAAGGAAACUAAUGGGCAGCCUGUGAAAGAAGCUGUCUGA
Penicillium griseofulvum is the source of this 930-nucleotide messenger RNA. Its product is annotated as isoflavone reductase family protein. Bases 1 to 930 code for a protein of 309 amino acids. The transcript has a single exon. NCBI's taxonomy places the organism in Eukaryota, Fungi, Ascomycota, Eurotiomycetes, Eurotiales, Aspergillaceae. The record is from RefSeq and is a predicted model, not a curated record.